CACUGCGGCCGGGCCCCGCGGGCACCCGGGCGGCCCGCUCCCCGUGCACGCCUGCAGAGCUGCUGCCCCUGCUAUGAUGCCCGGGCAGAUCCCCGACCCGUCCCUGACGGCCGGUGCACUGCCAGGGCUCGGCCCUUUGACGGGACUGCCUGGCACCGCCCUGACAGCCGAGGAGCUGAAAUACGCCGACAUCCGCAACAUUGGGGCCAUGAUCUCACCACUCCACUUCCUGGAGGUGAAGCUUGGGAAGAGACCCCAGCCUGUGAAAAGCGAGCUUGAUGAGGAAGAGGAGAGGAGGAAAAGGCGCCGGGAGAAAAACAAAGUAGCAGCAGCGCGAUGUCGUAACAAGAAGAAGGAGAGGACGGAGUUCCUGCAGCGGGAGUCUGAGCGCCUGGAGCUCAUGAAUGCUGAACUGAAGGCCCAGAUAGAAGAGCUGAAACAAGAGAGGCAGCAGCUGAUCCUGAUGCUGAACCGGCACCGUCCCACCUGCAUCGUUCGGACAGACAGCAUCAAGACGCCCGAGAGUGAAGCCAACCCGCUGCUGGAGCAGCUGGAGAAGAAGUGAAGGUGGCACUGGAGGAGGAGACCGGCACGGGGUCUUCCGGGGUCUCUAAUGUACGUAUCGUAUGAAGAACUGUGCACCGAGGCCUGGUGCAUCCAGGACCUAGUAGGCUUCCUUGGGAACUAUGGACCAAAAAAAUUUGGGGACAGAGAAGAUUGGGAAUCUGUCAAGCAUCUACUCCGUGCCUGAACCCAGGAGCAGGGCUGGUGGCGCGGGUGAGGGCAACCUCCGUGUGAUACCCAAUCACAGCCCUUCAGCCCGUUUGUAGCCCUGGGGACCCACGGUGCACAGAAAAGGAGGAGGCGGGAGAAGACCUCCCACUCGGCCCUCUUCCCCACAGCCCUCAGAGUGCCCGUGGGGCGCAGGGACGUGGCCUGCCGGAGCCAAUCCCCAGAGGCUGCCGCCGCUCCCGGCGCACACUCGGCACGGAACCCAGCUGCAGAACCGCAGACACUUGACGCGCCCCGUCCGGUGGCAGGCCCGUCGGGGCCCGGUGGCGCAGGCGCCCCCCACAAGCACACUCUCAGUAUAAUGUUUACAGCCCAGCUGUCCGUGUCGGCCGUGCUUUUGAAUGCACAUUUUUACACUUUUUUUAAAGAUAUUUUUUACAAAGUUUUUAUACGGCGAUCUCUAUAUGGAUUUAUAUAAUCACUAGAUGUGAUCCCAUAGAAAUGUAUGUUACGAUGGUCUGUUUGUUACAAACGCAUAUGCCGCAGUUAUCUCCAUUGUGUUACCUGUCUGGCAGUGGGCUCCUUCCCACAGCGCGCUGGGAUGGGGGCCCAGCAGCCCUCUGCAGUGCUGCCGCUGCCGCCUCCAUCCAUGUAUGUCCUUCAUAAUACUCAGUUCUGUAUCUCCCAGUAAAUGUUACCUUUAUGUACUUCGCCCUCCUGUGCUCUGUCUGGGUCGGGCUGUGGUGAGCUUUGGAUGGAGCUCAGCCCCGUGAUGGCAGCCAUGGGGUUUCUGACUGUGCUGGCCAUGCGGGAGGCUGAUCCCAGAGCUGUUUUGGCGUUAGCUGUAUUGAAGGCAUUCAUCUAGGAAAGAUGGGAAUGCCAGAGGUGGCUCUGGCAGCUGUUAGUCAAGCAGUAGCUUGGUGCUGUACCUUAAUGGGCAGGCAGGACAUGAUUUGCAGGCAGGAAAUGCAAAGGUGGGAGAUGUGGGAGAUGAUCUCAUCCUUGCCUCUUCCUGGGUUCCACAGCUUGAGCCCCUUUAGGGAAGACAAAGAGGAAGGGAAGCUGUUGCAGCCUCAGAGUGGUGGUGAUCCCUUUGGGAAAGAAGGCAGAAUACAGGUCCUGUGGGCCUCCGCUGGGUCCCAGCUUUCUGAGAAGGCUGAGCCCUGCCAGUGCUGAGCACAGAGAUGUGCAGGACAGAAGGUAAUCAGCCAGAUGGCACUGAGGUUCUAGGACAAAAGGGCUCACUGGAACUGAAGGAGUUGGUAUCCUCAGGUGUAUAACCAAUGCCUGUCACUAUAUAGGUGUGUUUCUGAGUCUUACAUACAAAGGCAGUGGGGGGGCACCUUGUUGUGGGCAAGACAGGCUUCAUCUCACUCAUGGAACACCACUGAGUGGUGGUGUCCAGAGGAGCCGUGGUGAACCCUAUCUUCUCCCAGUUCCUUUGCCAGUGUGGUUCAGGAGACUUUGAUGCAAACUGUGAGCUCUGGUACCCAGUAAUGCUUAAGUACUGUUGGGGAGAGGAUAAGUUCGCCCUAAAUGUGGUAAGAACCCAGGAGGUGGCCUUUUCUGAGCAUAACUUCUUCUCUGGUGCAUAUUUAUUUCUCUGCGGUCUCCUUUUCCAUCUCCAGCAGUGUCUAAUAUUAGCCCCUUCCCCGUUUAUUUCUGGAUUUCCCCUCCCUUUCUAUAACUUCUGUCUCUGGGACCUCCCAGAAUUCUGUCAGCUGCCUUAUUUAGCGUAAGGUAUGUUGGAUCUGGUACAGGCAGUUUUUGCCACAGGAGGAUUUGCUGGCUGAGGUGUGCUAGAGGGACGUGCAAGGAAGGGAUCUGGAACAAAGCUGGUGAAGAAAGGCAGUGUGUGGCCUGGCUCCCACUGCAGCUGGACGUCUCUGCUCCAUGCUUCAUUCUGCCCUGCAGCCGUUGCUGAGGCCUGACCCUAUUCUCACAAUGAGCCAAUCUUGGCACUUCUAAGGAAUGCAAUGGCUCUCACUGAGCUGUGCUGAAAGAGGCUGCAGAACAUUUUCUAGUCCUGCUUCUCCCUUCAGGACUUUAUUUUCCCCUGCAGAGUAUUGAAGGUAAUGAAUUUCCAGGCUCCUCCAUGUAUCAGUUUCAUCUUUCCUGGUGAGAGCAAGCUUCUUGUGGGACAUCAGAUGGCCCAACCACAGUCAUCACAUGCUUCUUGCUCAUCUGGACAGCCCUUGUGCUCAUCCUUACGUGGAGGGCCUGUGUGACUCCCACACACCGUCACCCUGUGCACUGCCCUGAGUGCAGGUGAUGGAUGGCCCUUCUCUGGCCAAUAGCCGUGCUGCACUGAAACUUCCUGCUACGAAAACAGCUGGCUUGGAAGAGAAAUAUUAGAUGCCCUUUGAAACCAAGCACACUGGCAGCAGACAGCAAAGGCAGCAGCAGUGGAGUGGUGUUGGUUUAAUGUGCAGCGCCUCCUCACAAGGCUCAGGCAGAAGCAUUCUGAGCCCCAGCAGUGCCAAGACAGGAUGUGCCUGUUUCCUGUAUGUCUUCAGAGCAGUGUUUUGCUGCACUCUGGUCAGUGCCGAACAAAUUGCCCUUAAGGCCCUUAAGGCACUGUUUUUUCCAGAGCACUUGGUUAGACUGCAGUGGUGCGUUACAGUGCUAUCUCCUGGGGAUGUGCAGAAGCAGGAGCACGUUCCAGGUGCAAGCCCGCCAGGCCCAUAGUGUUGCAUCUGAGUCCAGCCCUCGUUCAGCUUCCAGCGCUGGGCCAGCCUGCUCCUUGCUCUGAGCCAAGAUGGAGCUCCUAAACCCAAAGCACGGUGGCAGUGUCAUCUUUCCACCAGAGUCCCACGGGAAGGUUGGUGAUGGGGGAUUUCUCUUCAAAAAGAUGAAGGCUGCUUCCCAAAGGUCAACUCGCUGCCCACCCAGCACGCCGGUGGUACCCCGAGCCCGGUGCUGCCAGGGGCUGCCAGCAGGAGGGGCUGCGCGGCCGUGGGAGAGCCGAGGCCCAUAGGGGACCCACGGGCUUCUGUCCAUUUCCGUCUUUGGGGAGAGCCUCAUCGGCCGCUACUUUUCUCGGGGUGAUUCCAUGACGCUGCGAUGAGUGGUGUCAGCUAACCUUUGGCAAUGACCCGCUCUUGUUCCCUUUUGAGCCAAGGCCGGCAGGUAUUCACUUAUCUUUGUCUUUAUUGGUCCAUCUACUUAUCUGGCUGGAAAACAACCCCUAGAAAUCCCCAGCCUUGAUAUUUACCAAGAGACACGGAAACUGGUUCACGUGGUGCCGGUCUGCUCUGAGUGAUGCCAGCACAGCCCACAGCUGAAGCGGGGCCACCAGCAUGGCAUGGCUGCAGGGAGCGAGAGAAUCCACCCGCUGCUUCCUCCAGCCCGUAGACAGAGCCUGGAGGCGAGGGUACAGGCUCAGCACUGCAAGAAGCAGCACCCAGUGUGUGCUCGGUGCUACUUCCAAAGCCCCAUGUGGCUCGAAGCAAGAGCAGAAUCUGGGUAUGUGUGACAGCAAGGUUUCGCUGCCGCCUGUCACGUCUCAGAUGAAGCUUCAGGAACAGGAUCCUUUGCCAGUAACCACCACCUUGAGCUGAUGUUAUCUAGUUUCUGCAGAAUGAACUUGCUGAGCUGUCAUCUGUAUUGCUGUCGGGGGAAGUCCUGACUCCUGACGCUGCAGUUCCUGUGGCGGCUUCGCCAGUGCCCUGAUUCCAGCAGCACCACUGGCUGAGGAGGAUCUGCUGGAAACCUGCGGCAGCAAGGCUGGGGCUGCCGGGAGGAGGUGGGCGGUGAGGCUUUGUGCCUGCCCUGGUGCUGGUGGGGCCUCCAGGCAGGCCAGCGUGUGCCUUUUGGUUGCUGCUGGCAGCGCACUGCGCAGUGCUGCUGAGUGCCGUAGCCCUGUGAGGUGGUCAAGGCAGUGUGCUGGAGGGGGGUUGUGGGCAUCAGCAGGUGCCUCUCAGCGUGUAUCUGCUGGGAUCUGCCAUACAGGCACACCCUGUGGGUGCCAGGAAGAGUCGCUGCUGCACUUCUGUAGGUAUCUGCUAGUGGAGACAUCUCUCCUUUUUGGUGGAAAUCUUCGUCCUUAGCAAUGUGACCUGAUGCACUCAUCACUUCCACGCUGCAGAUGUUGGUUGUGUAGCAAGCUGAGAUACCAGCGAGACGUUGACUGGGCCUCUCACAGCAGGGCAGCUGAAAUAGGACUUCCUGCAGCCACUCUGCUGCCAGUUGAUGCCAUCAGGUCUCUGGCUGAUGUGAACAAGGUUUUAGGAGCAGCAAGGAGUGCCAGAGUGCCCUGCUGUGUCUCGCUGCCUGCACAGAGCCAAGUGCAUGGGCAUCUCCCUGCCUGAUGGCCACCACAUGCCAGGGCUGCUGCAGCUCAGUAUUGCUUCUCACCACAUUCCAGAGCAUGGCCAAGCACUGGCUGUCAGACAUGCAGCACAGUGAGGGUGCAAAUGGGUUCAAAGCCAUGCUCAAACUGGGAGUGCCAGCCAGAUACUGGGAGUAUCCAGCCUCUGUGCAGCAGUGGGGAAACAGGGACGGAGCUUAGGGAAUGGGAAUGGGAGAGCGUGUCCAUCUUAUUAUAACAGUAUAGAUGGCUGUGGGACAUCUUGCCUUGUGUGUUGCGUCACUUCUACUUGCCCCACUGUGAAAAUGGGGGACGUCCAAAGAUGGGCACUGACCUCAAUCUGUGGCAUAGGAAAAUUUCCCUAUGUGGAGACUAAAAGUCCCAGUAGUUUAGAGCGGAAACUAAUGAAAUGCCGCAUGAUAGAGAUGUGUAGAGCAAUGCCUGGCUUAGAGAGAAGUCUGUUCCCCUGCUCACCCCCUCACAAGAUGUUCAAAGAAAUGGAAAGACAACUCAUUUCAAACUGGUAAACUGACACACUUUUCAGAGCAGCUAAUUGCUUUGUGCAGGUGGACAAGGUGCCCGCUGGCAUCGCAGAGCACUGAGGAUAAGGUACUCCUGAAAAAUGAGGAUGUCCAAACUCGGGUCCAAGGGUUUGGAUUAAAAAAAGUUAGGAAAUGGCAUGGCUCUUGGACACAGGGGUGAGGGAAGGAGAUUCUGCCUUUUUCUGUCCCCUCUUUGAAGCUACAGUGGGAGUUGUCAGCAGCAGCAGCAGGAGCUCCUCGUGCUGGGGCUGAGCUGCAGCCCCUCUCCCUUGUUCCACCUCCCAGGCACUGUGGGGCAUGAGAUCCUGAGAAUUGAGGGGGGGGAAAGGGUAAAAUGGUGAAGAAAAAAGGGAGAAAGUGAAGAAGCUGCUGUUGGGAUGGGAGUGUGCUUGGAGCAGUCCUGCUGUUCAGACAUUCGCUGCUGAGAAGGGCAUCUUCGAGUCUACUUGCUGCAAGAACAUGCCCCAAACAUAUUGCACCCUGUUGUUGGGAGGGUUGAACAGAUGGUGAGGGUGAGGUUGAAAGGAAUCAUGCAUUAAUUUAGGAGACAAGUAUUGUGUUUUCUCCUACGCCCCAUGUCCCAGGGCAUGGCAGUAGUGCCCAGCGAGGAUCAGACCCUGUCAAGCUGCAGCCAUCCCUAGGAGUAAAAAGGUUGAUGCUCAUUUGGACCCACUGCGACAUUAGCAUGGGCCUGAGGUGUGUGGAGCUGCACAGCCACACACCGUUCCUGCCUCAUGGUCUGGAAAUACAUAAAGGAAGCUGGGGCUGCAGCCUCCUGCAAGCACCGGUAACCUGCCCUGGGUGGAUCAGCCGCUCUGGUUAAACGGGUCGCUGCCCUUCCUCUUCGGGCCUUCCCCACCAUUGCUGAACGAUACUGCCAUCGAGGUGAGUCAAACCGUCAGACAGCAGCUGUGCCCCUGCACACACUGUGUCCAUGCACUUGGAUAAGUCAGAUCAUAGAAUCAUAGAAUCACAAGGUUGGAAACAACCUGU
Phasianus colchicus (ring-necked pheasant) is the source of this 6576-nucleotide messenger RNA. It is a transcript of the gene JDP2, whose product is annotated as Jun dimerization protein 2. Gene Ontology annotation, molecular function: DNA-binding transcription factor activity, RNA polymerase II-specific; RNA polymerase II cis-regulatory region sequence-specific DNA binding. Lineage: Eukaryota; Metazoa; Chordata; Aves; Galliformes; Phasianidae. Gene Ontology annotation, biological process: regulation of transcription by RNA polymerase II. Gene Ontology annotation, cellular component: nucleus. The record is from RefSeq and is a predicted model, not a curated record.